This is a messenger RNA of Hirsutella rhossiliensis, 972 nucleotides long. RefSeq names its product endonuclease/Exonuclease/phosphatase family domain-containing protein. The transcript has a single exon. Lineage: Eukaryota; Fungi; Ascomycota; Sordariomycetes; Hypocreales; Ophiocordycipitaceae. Gene Ontology annotation, cellular component: PML body; cytoplasm. The record is from RefSeq and is a predicted model, not a curated record. Gene Ontology annotation, molecular function: 5'-tyrosyl-DNA phosphodiesterase activity; single-stranded DNA binding. Gene Ontology annotation, biological process: double-strand break repair. The coding region runs from base 1 to 972 and encodes 323 amino acids.
AUGGCCUUGCUGUCGGGCAUCCGGACGCAGGUGCUGUCGUGGUGGCAAGGCACGCCGCUGCCCGGCCUUCCGGACGCGCCGUGCCAUUUCCAGGCGUGGCACGCAUUUGACGACUCCAGCAAUUCAUGGCGUCCGAUCGAGUCGACGAGCAAUCAGGCCGCCCCGGGCCAUGGUCAUGACGGCUUUAGAAUCGUCACCUGGAACGUUGACGCCACAUCGCCUUUGCCCCAAAUGCGUGCAGGCGGCAUCAUUUCCCGUGCCCUCGGUCUGAGCUCCGCCGUCGACGUCGUCUUUCUUCAGGAAGUCUCGCAGCCUGCUCUUUCGUUCAUACUGGGCGACGCGCGGAUACGUCAACUCUGGUACUCGAGUGAUGCCGAUACGUCCAAAUGGGGAGGCCAAUCCUUUGGGACAAUCACGUUGCUCUCAAAGCGACGGUUUGAUAGGGCAGCAACUCUCGGUCCGGUUUGGAGAGUCAAGUACCCCAGCCGCUUCGCCAGAGAUGCACUUUGCUGCGACAUCCUAGCCCCUCCAUCUAGCCCAGAACAAGGCGUCGUUCGCGUCCGACUCGUCAAUGUCCAUCUGGAUUCGCUCCCAAUAAGGCCCUCCCACCGUCCUCGACAAGUCUCGGUCAUUGCUUCGCUCAUACGGAGCGCGGGUCACGGCCUCGUCGCUGGAGACUUUAACCCCGUGCUUCCAGAAGACAACUCUCUUGUGGAGGAUCGCGGACUGACAGACGCAUGGGGUCAGCUUCACGGCCAAGAUCCGGGCUUCACGUGGGGGCUUGAUGGGAAGCAACCAUUUCCUCCGGGUCGGCUGGACAAGAUUGCUGCCAUGGGCAUCCAAGUUGAAGCAAUUGAGAUUAUGCAUCCAGAAAUCACCACUCAUAUAGAUGCAUCGCGCAACGAGACCACUGGCCCGGUGCCAUGGAGCGACCAUUCUGGGCUCUGGUGCCACUUUAGUGUCUCACCUUGA